GAGGAGCGUAGCUAAUGUAAUGAAGAAUGUUGUUUCGUGAAAAGCUGACACUUUUAGUCUGUUGUUCAAUGGUUCUAGUUUCGGCACUAAAAAGCCAGUGCAAGGGUCCAAUAAGGUAUUACAAGGAGCUCAAAUGCAAGCCGAUCUACGCUGAGGAAGGGGACUGCUGUGCAGUAAGUUACGACUGCACGCAUUUGAAACGCAGAUCGGCCGACAAGUGCUACGUAGAUGGAUACAAAUUUAAAGUAGGCAAAGAACUACCCGAGUGGGUCGAGUCUGGACCAUGUGACGAAAAUUGUGUCUGCGUAAAGGGACCUGACGGCUAUGCUAUGAUAUCCUGUACAUCUCCUAGCUGUCCAAAUAUUAUUAAAGAGGGCUGUUUUUUCGUACCUAAAGUUGACAAGUGCUGUGGUGAGAUGGUUUGUCCCAACGAAGAAAGACGAAUGUGCGAGUUCUACGGAAUCACCUAUAAAUACGGAGAAAUGUUUAAGCCGAGUGAAGAUUACGCGUGCCAAUGUUUAGAGUCCAGAACUGGAUGGAACGUCCCAUUAAUGGAGAUGAUCUGCAGAAAGCUUAAUAAUUGUGGAGUCGAAGUACAUCGAUCGAUGGAAAUCCGCGAAAAUUGCCCACCUGUUUAUUUCGCCACUCGUCCACUGUACGAUUCCUGUGCUUUUGAUUACAGAUGCCAGAGUGAUUUUGAUUUCGUGACUCGCUGGUCCGGAGUGAUGGGAAGAUCCCGAAAAGCCUCUGAUAUGAAGUGCAAGUUUGGAAAUCUGACAUUGAACGUUGGUGAUGAGUUAAGCGAGGGAGUUGAUUACAGCUCCGAGCGCGUCAAGUGCGUGUGCGAAGUACCUCCAGUGCUUACGUGCAAGAAACGUCCUUACACUAAUUGAAUGUAUAAUAACAACCAUGAAAUAAUACCACGGAGUUCAAGAUCAAACUGCUUAUAUGAGGUCAACUAUCCGCUAUCCAGAAAGCUGUACUCAAGAGGUUGGCUCUCAGUUUGUAGCUAACCAGUCGAAAAGUACAAAGAAUGUUUAAAUCCUCUGCACAGCAGAGAACGUGAAUCUCCUCUGAUUUUUGUCAUUAAUAAUCAUUUCUUAGUUUCCGACACAAUAACUUUCAUGGAAUUAAUGUGAUAAUUUGGUGUAACUGUCUGAACAAUGACAUUUAACCGUGGGAAUAAUGAUUGUUACAAUCAUACCAACAAGUAAAACUAUGGAUGUUGGCAUCCACACAGCAACGUUUAAUUGGUAAAACUUCCAUAUGCAAACUAAUACGUAAGGAAUCCAAAAAAAGUUUUAACGAUAAAAAGCAGUGGGUGCGUUUGACUUUUUCAAAAUGUUUUUACAACUUCAUUACAACUUUCCCUUAAAAUACAGUGAAAUUUCGAAAACGUUUUUCAACGUCUUCCGAGCGUAGUGCGCUGAAAACAAAGUAAAGAAAAUUCUACUAAAAACUGAAAUUUUACUUGAACAAGUCACGUACGAGCAUAUGUGUUGGUUGUAACGGCGCCUACCUCAUCAACCAAUACUUCACACGUGAGCACGUACACUGAUGUACAUAUUUUCUUCAAUGUAAGCUCUGGAUGAACAUUGUCCUGUGUAAAACGGCACCCUAUAGCCCUAUAUAAAACCGGUAGUUACAUAUAAAAUUAUAAAUUAAAAAAAUGUCGCACUUUCCUACCAACGAUGCCGUAACUUUUACAAUUUAAAUAGUUGACAUUCCAUUUCCAACGCACAUGAAACUCACGAUCGAAUAACAAACAUUUAAAGUUGCUUUACAUCCCCCUUUGCAACUCUCGGUGUACAUGCAUUCACCAAGUCACACGUAUCACGUUAUAUAAAGUAAACAAAAGUACGUGAAACAGCCAAGUAAAGAGGAAUACUAUGUACUUCUUAAGUCGUUGCUCUCGGUUUCAUAUUGCAUCGGUAUCAUUGUCAAACAAAGUAUUCAAACCCUAUACACUGCAACUCUUUGUAUAAGAGUAAGUUUAUUUAACAAAGUUCCCCUGGUACUCGACGAAGUGACUGGGCAUUGGGUAAUGUUUGCAAUACAUCCCGUCGAGUUUGUUUGUUUGUUCCAGUAGAUGUAGCAUCAGAGCUUCGUGACAGUCUCGUGGACGAAACUUGUCUUUACUGGAUCUCCACGAGCAUAUCCAUCUCAGAAAUUCCUACGUUGUAAUCCUUCGGUAUUACUUUUUGUUCAGUUAACAAAUUUUCGUCCGCGUGAGAUUUAUACUUUUUUUUAUGAAGAACACAGCCUUGCAGUCGUGCCCUUUGAGCUUUUUGUUGCUGAAUCCAAAGCUUUUGUUAAAAUUAAGAUUGACAUAACUUCACUCGUGUCAGAACUGUGAACACGUAGUUUUCGAAGUGGUUUUUAUUGUUAUUAAAAAACAAAAAAACAAAAAACAAAUUCGGACUUUAUUUUCCAUUCCGAAGACAGUUUUGGCUUCAGCUACGGAAAACGCACAAGAGAUGAGCAGUAUGGUCCACCAUAGUCGAACUCCUUCGGUGGGUCUGGGUAAUGAAAUAAUCACGCUUACGUGAGCGAUAAACUGCAGAUGUAGCGUCACUCAAAAAAAAACAAAGGCUCGGAAUCUCCAUCCUUGGGUGCGACCUCGCACUAGUUCUGUUACCCUUCCGCCAUCGACGCGAGCUCUCA
Copidosoma floridanum is the source of this 2664-nucleotide messenger RNA. RefSeq lists its product as uncharacterized. The record is from RefSeq and is a predicted model, not a curated record. NCBI's taxonomy places the organism in Eukaryota, Metazoa, Arthropoda, Insecta, Hymenoptera, Encyrtidae.